UACAUCACAAAGUCUGGUGCGCGUGUGAAUUACAGCACUGGGCCUAUUGUGUGGGGAGAGCCUGGAACUAAUGGCCAGCACGCGUUCUAUCAGCUCAUACACCAAGGGACCCGCAUAAUCCCUUGUGAUUUCCUCAUCCCAAUACAGACUCAGAAUCUCAUCCGGAACGGGCUGCAUCACAAGAUCCUCUUGGCCAACUUCCUGGCACAGACGGAGGCUCUCAUGAAGGGCAAAUCCACAGAAGAAGCCAAGGCAGAACUGCAGGCCUCUGAUCUGAGUGGAGAGGCGCUGGAUAAGUUGCUGCCACACAAGGUUCUAGAUGUCUGCUUAAACGUACUCUGA
Molecule: messenger RNA, 342 nt
Organism: Pseudophryne corroboree (corroboree frog)
Lineage: Eukaryota; Metazoa; Chordata; Amphibia; Anura; Myobatrachidae
Product: glucose-6-phosphate isomerase-like
Exons: 4
Biological process (GO): glucose 6-phosphate metabolic process; glycolytic process; gluconeogenesis
Cellular component (GO): cytosol
Molecular function (GO): carbohydrate derivative binding; glucose-6-phosphate isomerase activity; monosaccharide binding
Source: RefSeq, a predicted model, not a curated record